CCUGACGCGAUCUGGGGCUGGUAUCAAAACCAUUACAAUGAUAGAAAAGAUGGUGAGCUCUCUGUCUUGGAUACAAAAACUGAAACUAAUCCUGUUGAUUUGAAUAAAUACCCAGGUCAGUAUCAAGAGCCUGAAGGUAAUGAAGGUUGUGUCGUGCCUGAUUUCAUGGAGUGUUUUAGAGAGAUUACAACAAAGACUAAAGUUAGAAUUGCAACUGAAUUAUAUUAUAAUUAUCCUACUGAAAAGCACCUAUACAUCAAGAGAAAGAUUCAUAAACCAUUGAUACGAUAUGUUUUGGUUGUGUCAGUGAUGGGUGGCUCUAAAGGAAGUAAGGCCAAUGUUGUCAAUUCCAAAACGUUGAGUUCUUUAGCAGUACAAUCAAUCAAGGAUUGGUAUACUGAUAAGGAGACGAGUUACGACUAUCAAAUAGAAAGUGUAUCAUUGGAGGCUUCUAAAUUGACUGAAAACACUUCAGAGGAUUUAUUCAAAUUGCUGAUCAAUUGGAGAGAACAAUUCAAAAAGAUAGACCAUGUGUUUUUCGUUGGUUAUAGUACUUCUGUUCCAUUAUCUGCAAAGUUAUUAGAAAUCAUGAUUAGUAGAAAUCUGUUUGAUAAUUCCAAAAAUUAUUGGAACAUUGAAUAA
Messenger RNA from Hansenula anomala, 642 nucleotides. RefSeq names its product Cvm1p (gene CVM1). The annotation marks the transcript as partial. The transcript is spliced from 2 exons. The record is from RefSeq and is a predicted model, not a curated record. Lineage: Eukaryota; Fungi; Ascomycota; Saccharomycetes; Phaffomycetales; Wickerhamomycetaceae.